Molecule: messenger RNA, 2838 nt
Organism: Brassicogethes aeneus
Lineage: Eukaryota; Metazoa; Arthropoda; Insecta; Coleoptera; Nitidulidae
Source: the annotation of a GenBank genome assembly
AUGAUGAUUUUAGUUUAUGUACAAUGUGUGGAAAUAUUGCUUUGGAAAGAGUUGACAGAAAUUUUGUUCAGGAUGGAUAUUAUCGAUGUGAUUUUGGCAAUAAUUGCUUCUUUAAAACGCCAUCUAAAGCCAAUCUCAGCAGGCAUAUGGGGCUUAGACACAAAAUACGGUUAUGUAGCUGCCGACCCCUGUGAGGAUAAGAAACAUCCACAAAAAAAAGAAUACGGACCAAAAUGGUGUGGUCCAAACUCUGAACCAACUAUAAAAGACUUGUCCAUUAAACUAGAUGUAAUGGCAAAUAUGUUAAGAAAAAUUGAAAAAUCCGUUGUAAACGUGGAAAACAACUUCCAGGAACAAUCACUCAAUCUUUCAAGUUUUGGCCCAACGACUGAUAUUGAAAUUGUGCGUAAAAAGUUGCCACUCAGGACUAUUGACGAUGUACAAUUAUUUAAUAUUGAAUCCAGGGAGGAAGUUUUUAAAACAUCAUAUAUAUAUUAUAUAAAUAGCAUGGGAGGAAGAGAUGUAAAAGAUUGUAUUUAUAGAUGUUUGGCAUCAAUGUUUACAGAUGAAUUGGCGAGAAAUUGUUCAAUUGUUGGACACAGAGGAAAUUACAAACUGGAGGAUUUUUAUUUCAUUAAAACUUUUGAAGGCGUAAUACUUUACGCUUCAACCUUCGAAGAGUACACCAGCCUUAAGGUGUACACCAAAGGUGUGCGUUACGGCUGUUCACGAUGCAAAAAAACUUAUCUGCAGAAGAAAACGCUCGGUCGUCAUCUAAGAUUUGACUGCGGUCAAAAACCUUCAUUUACCUGUCAAAUCUGCUCCAAGAAGUUUAAACAUGGAUACAUACUUCUAAAACAUAUGCGCCACACUCACAACGUCUAUAUUCAGAAAUUAAGACAGAGACAUGUACAUGACUCGCCUCCUGAGAUUACUGAAAUAAAGGUGGACAAGUCCCGAUGCAGAAUAGUCGAAGUUGAACUCUUCGAAAUGCCAGCUUCUUGCGCACGUCGACGAAUCGGAUUCUCAAGCAAGCUCACGAACAACGGCAAUAUUUUCAAUUGUUCUGAUCGAUUUCCUUGUCCACGUUGCAACAGAGUGUACAAACACAAGGCGUCGCUUUACAAUCAUUCAAGAUUUGAAUGCGGAAAAGAAGCAAGAUUCGUUUGCCCCCUUGUGGGAUGCCAGUACAGAACAAAAAGAAAAGUGGGUUUUUCGUGUCAGCAAUGCGGAAAAAAAUACGGGAGGAAGCAACAUUUGGUUCGACAUGUUCAAUAUGAAUGUGGAAAAGAUCCAGUUUUUCAGUGUCCAUUGUGCCCUAGAAAAUGCAAAAGAAAAGAUGUAUUGCAAAUGCAUUUACGUGACAUUAAAGUUCUGCCAAAAUUUGAGUCGAUGCCGGAUUACUUAGCCCUACCACUUUGUUUGAUCAGGAAGCAAUCAAAAAACAAAUUAAAAGCAGAAAGUCACGAAAAUUGCGACAAAAAAAUCGUUUGUGCCGAUUGCGGAAGGAUUUACAAGCGCAAGAGUUCAUUAAGAAAUCAUCAAAAAUGGGAGUGUGGAAAAGAGCCGCGGUUUCAAUGCACAUUUUGUUUACAGUUUCAUUGUGAUGUUUGUACAAAGUCGUAUAAAAACGCAUCGUCUUUAUGGAGGCAUAAAAAAUACGAAUGCGGGGAAGAAAAGAAAUUUGUUUGCGCUUACUGUGAUCGUUCCAAACAAGAUAGCAAAUGUUAUAAAGAAUAUUUGAUUGUGGAAGGUAUAUUAGUUGCUGAGUUACCAAAACCAGUUAUUGAAAAAGCUCUACUGGACAAUACUAUUGAGCAUCAACUGAACUUAAUUAAAAACUUUUUCUCCGAAAUUAAAACAAGUCUUUUUGAUAUAAAUGGAAAAAUUGAUAUGCUUGUUCCUGCUGCUAAAACUUCCUCCUCUGGUUUUCCGUUUAAACUGCCUUUUAAACUUCCUUUACAAACAAUUGAAGAAUUGGAAGCAUUUGAAAAAGAAAUUUUGCAAAAUGAAACCUCAAGGCAAUGUUAUGAUUCGAGUGUGAUGUUUGCUUUCGAAGAAUACAUUGAAUUCGAUAAUAUUAUUGUACCACCUAUAUUAGAAAAGUAUUUAAGCGACGACAAACCGAAACCGAAAACAUUAAAUGGAUACAGCGAGGCAUAUCUUAAAGCAAGCUACAGUGAGGACUCACAAUUUGCUUGCAAACAUUGUGGCAAAAGAUAUAAAUGGAAGUCGACCCUAAGAAGGCACGAACAAGUUGAAUGUGGUGGAAAACAACCCAUGUUUCAGUGUCCCAGUUGCCCGUACAAAGCUAAACAGAAAGGAAAUUUGGGAGUGCACAUUCGAAAACAUCAUUAUCCUUCGGAUAAUUUAAACAAUAAUAUUACUGAUUUUCAGCAUAAAACUAACAGUACUAGUUUUGUUAAUCAGUAUGGAGGAGUGUUUGUAAAUGGUAGGGCUCUUCCUAACUCUAUUCGGCAAAAAGUGGUAGAAUUGGCACUAAGUGGUGUCCGAAUCGUUGAUAUAUCAAAACAACUUAAGGUAUCCCAUGGAUUUGUAUCAAAAGUAGUGUCUAGAUAUAAGGAAACAGGCAAUUAUAGUGCGCGUUCCACAGGUGGGUCAAAGCCAAAAGUGGCCACUCCCACAGUGGUAGAUGCUAUAGCCAGAUAUAAACGCGAAAAUCCAAAUGUUGUCGCUUGGGAAAUUCGUGACAAGCUUUUAGCUGAAGGAAUUUGCUUCGAAGAAAACGUACCCAGCAUCUCAUCCAUAAAUAAAAGAGUGCGAAAUAUCAAUCAGAAAAUUAAGGAAGAAGAAAAUCAGGAUUAUAAAUUUAUGUAA